Messenger RNA from Aspergillus novofumigatus IBT 16806, 1353 nucleotides. RefSeq names its product ESCRT-III subunit protein SNF7. The record is from RefSeq and is a predicted model, not a curated record. Bases 307 to 975 code for a protein of 222 amino acids. Gene Ontology annotation, biological process: late endosome to vacuole transport via multivesicular body sorting pathway; vesicle budding from membrane. The transcript has 4 exons. Lineage: Eukaryota; Fungi; Ascomycota; Eurotiomycetes; Eurotiales; Aspergillaceae. Gene Ontology annotation, cellular component: multivesicular body; ESCRT III complex; cytoplasmic side of plasma membrane.
UCUCUGCCUAGAUAGCAAUUACGCAUGCUUGUUACCGUCUUGGUUGCAACCAGGCAACGGCCAUUUUAGUUCCAUUUCUAUUUCCCAUUACUAGAUAACCCUAUCGUGGAGUUGAUCUUCACCUCAGACACCCACUCCUUCGCUCAAUCCAUAAACCCCUCCUCUAUCUGGCUGUUGUCUGCCUCCACCGCCUUCGACCGCUUUCCAGACGUAUCAAGGCCAACGAUAAGCGUCAACUGGAGGACUAUCUCGCUCAAGCUCUACCACACCGAAUUAUAAAAGAGAAUAAUACUUCUCACAGCCAUAAUGUGGUCUUGGUUCGGCGGUGCCGCCGCUCAGAAGCGCAAGGAUGCGCCCAAGAAUGCGAUCCUCCUGCUGCGAGAGCAACUGGACAUGCUGCAGAAGCGAGAAAAGCACCUGGAGCAUCUGAUGGAGGAACAGGAGGCGGUCGCUCGCAAGAAUGUCUCAACAAAUAAGAAUGCUGCCAAAGCCGCUCUGCGAAGGAAAAAGGUCCACGAGAAGAACCUCGAGCAGACAACCGCGCAGAUCGCCCAGCUCGAACAGCAGAUCUACUCGAUCGAAGCGGCGAAUAUCAACCAGGAGACCCUGAACGCAAUGAAGGCGGCCGGCGCUGCCAUGACACAGAUCCAUGGCUCGAUGACGAUCGACAAGGUCGACGAGACGAUGGACCAACUCCGGGAACAACACCAGCUCAGCGAGGAAAUCGCGCAGGCCAUCACGAACAACCCUCUGGGCGAACAGCCCGACGAGACCGAACUGGAGGCGGAGCUCGAGGGUCUCGAGCAGGAGGUCAUGGACGAGCGCAUGCUCAAGACCGGGUCGGUGCCCGUCGCCGAUCUCAACCGGUUACCUGCCGCCGGCAACAGAGAGCUCGAAGCCAAAACAAAGCAGGCGGAAGAGGAAGACGACGAGGCAGAACUGGAGAAGCUGCGCGCCGAGAUGGCCAUGGGCUGAACCUGGACACUCCAUUUGUCUUUCCCUCCGUCUUUCCCUCCGUCUUUCCCUCCGUCUUUCCCUCCUCACAUCCUCUUAGCAGUCAUGCAUAUACCUGAAUGGACUGGAGUUCGCCCCGCGUCCGUUGCUUUUCCUUUCGAGUUAUCUAGUCGGCGUAAAUCGGUUUGCUUUGAGCUACGCGACUCUUCUACCUACCUACCUGUCAUAUUAACGUCCCCACACCGAUGGCGGAACGAAGUCUUAUGUCCUUUUGAUUAGCAUCUCAUUUGUCUACCCGAUCGGGAUUGAAUCUGUUCUAGUACAGCGUUAGGUAAUGGUCUCGCGCAUAGAUACAAUACACCCUGUAAGUGCAUUUUCAAGGAAACGAUCUCAAUCUAC